UUCGUGCGAGGCGAGAGAGCUUCUUGUGUUGUUGACAAGACUCACGACGUCGAUCAGUAUUGUCCCAAACGGGCGAAUACACUUCUUCGCGGCUAUAAAAAAGCAUUUUGAGGAUAGCGUGGCGUUUACGGUUCUCGUGGUGGUGUGGUUGUGGCCUGCUGUUUCGAGUGCGGGGGGGGGGGGGGGGGGGAGCCAACCCCCCCGGUGGCCCAAUCUGAAGGGCGCGCCCCCCGGUGGGGCGGGGUCCCCUGAUUUCAAAUGGUUUGUUUAUUUUUUGGCCCGGUGGUGGGGCCACACCCCGACCCCCCCCGGGGUUCCCCCGUUUCCGGGACAAAAACCCCCCCCCGUCCCUCCGAAAGAAAUAGAGCCCCCAGCCGCGCCCCGGUUUUGGUUGACCACUGUCCGCAUAACAGCACAAAAAACCUCACUCGAUCCAUCAGAACGAAGUAG
This is a messenger RNA of Ectocarpus siliculosus, 450 nucleotides long. The record is from the annotation of a GenBank genome assembly. NCBI's taxonomy places the organism in Eukaryota, Phaeophyceae, Ectocarpales, Ectocarpaceae.